UCAGCCAUUAUUACUAGCGGUGAGCGAUGUAACUUUCCCCGAGAGAAGUGGGCAAAAACAAGAGCCGCUGUAGUGUAACCAGUCCGCCACCUAGCUGCAGAGACGCGCCGAUCUGUCGACUGUAUGAUUAUGAAAACACCCGCGCCAAUGUUGUUGCACAGUAGGCUCCGCGCUCCGAUGAGGCUUAAACUCGGUUUUAGGAGGUGUUUUAACCUCUGCUUGCGUUAGUUAUGUAAUCAAAGCAACAUCUAAUGCGCCAAAAGCUCGGGAUUGCAGAAGGGGGGAGCAGGACAGCAACACCUUAACCUCAUGCCGAAACGCAGUUGGCUCCGGGACGCGCUCUCGGUUCAAGCUUAAAGGACCAGAGGAAGACCUUCGUUCGCUGGAUAAAAAGCCCAACUGAUCUUGGACUAUAUCAGGAUAUUAUUUUUGGGAAUCUAAACCUACAUUCUGCUCUUUGCUCUUGAGUACAGAAACCCAACCGGGGUAAUUUAAAAGUGUUAAACUGGGGACCCCACAGGUUCCUGCUUCUCCCCCCUGACUUCUCUGAUGGACCAGAGAGUGAAGGGGGGAACCCCUCCAACCACAAACUCCACUGUGGACCCCACCCCUGCAUCUGAAGACUCUGAAGUUUCAGAGAAAAAGCGAUGGGGUGAGGGGGAUGCAGAUGUUGGGCAGAAGGAGGAGGAGAAGAGAGGAGCAGGGAAAAAGAGAGAAGGGGACAAGGGGGCAGUGCUGGAGCUGCUCAUCGAGGGCCGCUGUGGAAGCACAGGGCAACAACAGCUUCAGAUCUCUGGCAGGGAGACCACCUGCCCAGAGGGAAAUGUACGACUCCGCAUUGGGCUCCAGGCCAAACGCACCAAGAAACCGCCGAAGAUCUUGGAAAGCUAUGUCUGCAAGCCCACCAUCAGGACCUAUCAGAGGCAAGCUAGGGGGGUGCUAAAGGGCGAUGGAGAAGGGGGACAGCAAAACAAAACCAGCUCUACUCCAGUCGAGGCAACCAGAGAUCAAUGCUCAGUGUUGGAUGCUGUCCAGACCACGUUCAAACAAAAUGCAUCUGCUGCUUCACCACCAGUUGCAAUAUUAUCAUCGUCAUCACAGCCAGCGUCUACCACAGCUUCCAAGACAGUCUCAGUCCCUGCCAUUAUCAGCCAGGGAACCAAGUCUGCCAAACAGGUUCCUGUCAAACUGGCUGAUAAGACGGAGGUGAAAUCAAAUAGUUCAUCUGAGAGAGUGAAGAAAGAGAAGCUUCCUAAUAUCAAUGGGCAGACUAUCAAUGCAGGACAGAAACCCUGCUCGCCUACAAUAGACCAGACAGUUUCCUCCACACCUACCGACGCAGGCAUCCAAGUCCCAUCUGCACUGGAAACCAGGAAUGAAGGAAAGAACUCCAAGAAACAUAAUGGUUUGGUUCAGACAACAAAACAGAAGGGACUAUCUAAUGGGAAAAGCUCUGCUGGCAUCCAUGGCACUUCCACCUCGUCGAAAAGCAAAGUUGGAAAACAGAGCAGUUUUUCCUCUGUUUCCUCCAUGGACUCUUCAGCAAAACCUCCAGUCUCCAUCAGCUCCCAUAAAGAACUCAGCCUUUCCACCAAGAGUAGGCCAGACUCUCCUUCCUCUUAUUCAGCCACCCCUAAACCACAGUCCUCCCUCUCUGUGGAUAUCUCCUCUGCCCAGUCUAAAGAUCAGGAUCCCCCUCUAGAGAAAAAGAGAGACAAAGAGAGGAAAGCAAAGAAAGAGAAACGGAAAGACAGAAAAUCUAAGCGAGAUAAAUUGGAGGCUGAAACAGCAAAGAGUGAGAUCAGAAAGGAUGAAGGAAAGAAGAAGAAAAAGGAUAAAGGGAAGGAUAAAGGGAAGGAGGGGAAAUCAAGGCACAGUAAAGAAAAGGAUGAAAGACUGAAGACUGAUGAUAUUUUGAGGGAUGAGUUAAUGAUUGAAAAAGGAAAACCUGAGCUGAAAAAAAGGGAUAAACUUAGCCCAGACAGACAACAAACAGAGGAUAAUAAAUGUGGAGAAUCAGUUGAUAUUGGUAAACUAGAUAAAACAUGUCAAAUAGUAAAUACAGGCAGAUCAGAUGAGAAAGAAAAGACGGAUGACGGUUGCAAGCCAGUUAAACAAGCAGAGCCAGCAACAGGUGACACCAGUAAAUCAAAAGAACAAGAUGUCACAAGACAUUCAAAUGUGCCUCCAAGCCACCCCUCUUCUUCUGCUCCGCUGUCUUUGCCCACUCCCUCUGCCCGUGCCCCUAUUUCUCCCCCUCGUUCCCCCCAAGAGCAGGACAGCCGUCCGCUCAAGAAACGCAAAGCCAGACGGCCCAGCUGGACCAAGCUUGUGCAACGAGCUCAGAGGGCAGAAAAUCAGGAAGCCCCGUCAGGUUCCCAACAUAAUCCUCUACAUAGCUUUCCCCAAAACCCCAAGUCCCCCCUUCCUGCCAAGGCCACCAUUCAGCAGACUGAUGAAUCCCGACAAUCUCCGUCUAGCUCUGUAACCAGCAGCUGCUCCCCACUCUCUUCUGCAACCAAACCUUCAUCCCCAAAGCAGGGUCACCCCACAUCAGACCUUAGCCACCAUGCUUCCAGAUGCCAAAUAACCCCUGCCCGAAAAAGAGGCCGCCCUAAAACCCCGAGCUCUAGCUUAGAUGAACCUCCCCCUAAACUUUCACCCAAUGCUAUCCCUACUGAUGUGCCUCUUCUGGGGUGUGACGCAGUUCAGAAAGCCCCUGUGCUAGAGCCAAGUCCCAAACUGCAGUGUGCCGCUCAGUCUAAAUCCAGUCCCAAGAAGCGUGGCCGUCCUCCCAAACAACCACUCCCAGAAGACCAGAGUGGAGACGCACUGAAUCGCACUGACAGGAAUAAAGAUUGUCAUCCUUCUGAACAGGGGAACAGGCAGCUAAAGAUCAGGAGAUUGAUUAAUGAGAUGAAGAAAAGAAAGAAGAAGAGGCUUCACAAGGUAAUGCUUUCUGGGUAUGUGGGAAAGGAGGGAAGGGGAGGCCAGGCAGCGAAUGGCGAGACCUCUCUGGGAAUUUGCAAAUCGAUAGAGGCUACAACAGUAAACACACUCUCAGCCCUGUCAUCUUCCUUUGGGAGUAAGCUGGGCCCUCAGAUCAAUGUGAGCAAGAGAGGGACGAUCUACAUGGGCAAGAGGCGAGGACGCAAGCCAAAAGCCCUAACAUCUUACCUUAAUUCCAAGAGCGCCACUCAAUCAUCCCUGUUUACCACUUCCUCUGAACCAUGUCUCUUCUCCUCUAACCAACCCCAGCCUCCUUCCUCUCAUCCAUUUCCCUCCCCAUCUCUCACACACUCCAGUGGGGCCCAAAGCCCUUAUAGUGAAGGAAGCCUCACAGAACCAACAUCCUCCCUACUUUUUCCUCACUCCUUCUCCCUUCCUUCCCCAUCGUCCUCCUGUACCUCCCCACGCCCUCCCUCCUCCUCAUCCCUCUCUCCCUUUGUGAAGAAGAGUUGUCCAUGUCAGGGAAGGCAUCACUUCCCCUUUCACCAGUCUUCAUGUAAGCUUUCCUGUCCCACCCUUGCGUUGCAUCACACACCUGGCUCUCCCAGCCACCUAAAAGAGGCCAACCCCUCCCCCAGGAGUGAGUCGCACAGCGAGGAGACGCUGCCCAGCGACAGCGGGAUUGGAACAGAUAACAACAGUGUUUCUGAGCGAGCAGAGAAUAGGGGAGUUCGAGGCAUGUUCAGGUUGGGUCAGGGGUCAGGGGUUAUUCUAGGGGGACAAAAGCACCUCUCCUCUCUUGUGGACCGUCCCUCUCCUGUCUCUUCCCCCCUUUCUCUCAUGCCAAGACACACAAACCCCAUCAGCAACUCCUCUACUCUGGAGCGGCACAGAGACAAACACAGGCACAGGCGGAGGGAUUACGACUGUUCCUCUGCCUAUAAUUGCUUGUGCCCCUGCCCAGGACACAACAAGUGCACUCAUUCUGACUUUUACCCUUGCCUUGGGCACAAUGCAAUGAAGAGACAAAAAAGUAAACAUAAGAAGAAACACCAGCAGCUGCACAUGCAGGAUCCAGAGUUUCUGGCCGAGUUAGAAGAUCUGAUCGGUCAGUUCAGCGAGGUACAUAUUGGGCGGCGUGGUUGGGCAAGGACAGGCCUGGGACAGGGCUAUGAUGGGAGUGGUAAUGCUCCUGGAGGAAGGCGUCAUCACUCCCCCUCCCAUUCUCUCCGCUCCAACAUCUUCAGGAUAAAUCUGAAUGGCUUCUACUCGCCUCACCCUUCAUCUUACGCUGGUAAUCCCUCCUUCUCCCCCCAGCCGUUCUACCCCUGCCAGCCUUUGCAUUGCAAUAGGAAGCAAGAUCGCAGGCAGUGUGGUUGCCCUUCAAAGUUCCAGGAGACCAUUGAAAAUAUGGGAUACUACAGCAGCUAUCCUCCAGCCACAACACUUUACCACCACCUCCCCAGCUCCUAUCCAAUUCCCUCUCCGCACCAGUAUGCCCCCCAUCAGUCCCAUCAUGCCCACUUCCUCCUCAACCCUGCCAGGUUCCACAGGCGGAGGAGCAGGUUGCUGAGGGAAGGAGCUUUAGGAGGCGAGGCUGAGGGAGAUAUGGGGGGAGGCAGUGGAGGAGGCCCACACCUAAGCUCAGGGUUCACCUCCAGCCUCUCCUGUGGCUGUGGGAGGAGCGAACACAAACACAAACAUAAACAUCGACACAGGCACUGCGAGAGAGACAUGGAUGACGAGGAGGAGUUGCAUGAGGAUGAGGAGGAAGAUAGGAGGGAGAGGGAGGUGUUAGCCAGUUCAAGGUCAAGGUCAGGGUUCAUUUUGGGGCAAGGAGAAGGAGGAAGGAAAGGGGCGAGAGGACUGGGGUCCACUGCUGCUGCCACAUCGUCAUCCUCAGCAGAAAGGUACAAACACACAUCUCUCACCUCACUGGGGUUGGGUUCCUCUCACCUAUCGUCAUUUGGAGGAAGCUGGGGGGGCCUGGGCCAGAAUUGGAAAAGAUUUGGGGGCCUUGGAGGGACAGGAUUUGGAAAUUCAUCUCCCAGCUGGAAAGGCUUUAAUGCGGAGUACAAUACAGGCAGACUGAUUGCAUCAGACGGAGAAGACGAAGACGGUGAGGAUGAGUCAAACCUUUACAGGACAUCCCCGCCUCCAACACACACCAACCUGUUCACAUCAGCUGUCGUGGCAACAGGGGGGAGGGGUCUGAAGAGCGGAUUGCCCAGUAGGAAUCCAGGAAGUGGAGACAGAUUGUGGAGGAGAGAUGAACCAGCAUGGACAGAGAGGAGAGGAACAGGUUUACAAGGUGACUCAAGAAGCCGCGGGCAGCAGAAAAAUGUGCCAACGCUCGACAGUGUAGCAGGGGGAAAAAAGAGAAGGCCAGGACGGCCCAGAAAGAACCCACUGCCCUCUGCUGUAUCGUCCCCCACACACUCAUCUGCAGCUCCCUUCGUGUCAUCCAACGACCACUUGCCAGGACAUAACAGAGAUGGUAGAGAAGCUGUAGGGAGUAAAGAAGGGCCAGAGAGAGAAAGAGGAGGUGACACCAUCCAGCAGGUGACUGAGUUGGAGCUGCAGGCCAGGAGGAAGAAGCGACAGAAGAGAAAACAUGGUGACUCUCCCUGUCAACAGAGUGUCGCUGAGGAUAAACCUGAGUCUGACACCCUCCCUGAAUGUUUUAGCCAGUCAGAGCUCGACCAGGCUCCAUCUCCACCAGAAACCAUCCUAAGAGAGGAGAGGGAAGACGAGCCUCCCAGGAAGACGUUUCUAAGGGCGGGUCUUUACUCUGAUGAUUACAAAAUUAUAGACCCGCCCUCCCAAGCCCAGCAGUUGUGCAGAGAGAGUAUAGAAGACACUCCAGGGGAGCGUGAAUACAGCCUUUUACCUGCUCCAAUAAAUGUUGGGAAGUACCUAAGGCUGAAGCGGAUUAAUUUCCAGUUACCUUAUGAUGUGAUGUGGCUGUGGCAGAACAAUCAGCUUCACAGCCAGCCUGCUGUUCCCCUGAAGAGGAAGCGGCGUUACUGCCGGCUGAAGGUGAAGAGUUUAUCCUCUCAUCAGACAGCGGAGAGCUCUAGUGAAAUUACCGGCUUGUAUCCCCAUCUCGACCUGGAGCCUUUGACCGGUGUUGAGAGGAGCUUUGUGGUGAAACAUCACGUCUUCCUUGUGAGGAACUUGGAGAUGGUGAGAGACAGACAGAUCCGACUGAGGAUAGAGAGGGAGAGGAAGAGAGACGUGGAGGAAGAGGGGAGGGACUCAUGUCAUCUGUCCUGCGAUGGAGCCGAUGAUGGGGAAGAAAGCCACAUCAAGUCAGAUCAGCAAGCAGGGGGCAUGGUCAUUGAGGGGACGGUUAUCAGCAGUGACGAACACCAUCAGAGUCAAGACACCUCCAGCUUGCUCACUGCCAGCCCCAGUCCCAACCAAACCCAGAACAGACAACAGGAGGAGAGAGAGGAAGAAAAACCAGAAGAAGAGGUCUGCACCAGAGAACAGAGAAGAAAACGGCUGAAUGAUUUACUUUUGACCCUGCAGCAUUCAUAAGCUAACUGAGAGUAUCUUGUUUUACGUAGGUGGGACCACUCUGAGAAAGGGACCAGGCCCACCACCGGACAGAUGGACAGGAACUGAUGUCACAGCACUGCUACCAACAGAAGUAGUGCCACAGAGAAAAAGCGAGAAAAAGGAGAAGAGGGAUGGAGAAUUAUUGCGGCUGAAAAAUGCAAGAAAGACAUCUCACACACUGACAAAUGAGUGUGGUGAACCGAGCACUCUGAAGGGCAUCAUACCAAGGAUGAAACCAUGGCAACACUUCUUUUGUCCAAGAGGCGAGGGAUGAGAGAAUCUGAGUUAAGACUGUCCCGGAUGAAAGAAAGAAACAGACCAGCUGAAAUGAAUUUGCACUAGUGCUGGAUGAUCAAGCACACUAAAGACUGUAUGUAUGUAUGCUGAGUGGACACACUAUAAACACAUACACUUUUACUUCGACACCUUAAGCAAACUAGGAAAGACAGACAUUGGUCACAGACUGAAAGUGGACAUAUAUGGUACGCAGCAUUUCGGUUCUGACGUUUCCAGGGGUCAAGGAGCUCAGGAGCUGCCUGGGGGAACACAAAUGUAGCCUGGGCCCAAAGUAGGUCAAAAUUGAACCCUCAGUUACUCGUUAAGCUUUCAAAGUCACUUUGCACCUUUGGGAAACUAGACAAGGAGUGAAGUGAAAGCUGUUGAGAGACAGUGGUAGGUUUUCCUUCACUUUUCCAAGACAGUGUCUGCUAUGUACCAGUGAAUAGGCAGGGGAGGGGGUGGGCUUAGUGAUAGGAAUUUUGGCAUUGCUGCAAGAGAAUUUCUAAUGAGGUUUUAAGAAAGAAGUUAUUUUUUGAAAAAAAGGACAGCUUGAGCGCUGUCUGUUAAAGAGAUGGGCAAAAUAUAUUCAUGAUAGGAAUGUUUAUUGUUGACUAUUUUCAGUAUUGCUUCCUGGGGAAGGGAGAGAGAUGGAUAAAAAGUGUUUUGUUUACUUCAGGCUGCCUUUGAGAAUGUUUUUGCUCCCAAGCAAUGACAAUCAGAAUGUCCUUGGGGGAGAAAGGAGAGAAAACUAGAAUUGAUUUUCCCCAAAUGCUCUGUAGAAGUGCCAUGUUGUCUUGUGUACGUACCUAAGUGAACUCUCAUGCAGUCUUUAAAAGCAAUAUCUUCUCUGAUAAGGACUAUAUAAGGAAUUAUAUGUUUUUUUUGGUUGUGAAUAUUUGAGGAUAGGAGGUCAUUUUUCUGUACAGUUGCAAAGUAGAUUGUUCUCCUUUUAGGAACAUUGGGUUAAUCCACUUAGUGGGAGAAACCAUAACGUUUAGUUUCAUGUGAAUGUACAUAGAGAGAGAGACGUGUUUUCCUCCUAUCAGCAGUAGCGUGUACAAUGAGUAUUAUACAUGACAAUACUAUUGGGAUAAUACAUACAACCUAAUAAUCAUUUAUUUCAUUUUACUAACAUGUUUUUAACGGAUUAUACAGCUGACCAAUAUAUCAGUAAUUUGUCCCUAAAAUUGACUAUGAUUGUAUGAUUUCUUUUGUAGAUUAAAUAACUCGUCACCUUUUUUAGCUGAGCAUAUGCUUUUUUUGGUCAGACAAUCAGUGACAGUGAAAUAGUUUUGCCAGUGUUAAAUAUCUGCUCUCUUUCAGUAGUGUGGCUUCUAAUAACAAGCCGAGAAAGUGCAAUUUCUUUGACUGUUUACAUACUGUAUGUAUAUUUUUCCUCUUUCCUUUUUUAACGUAAAACACUACAUUAUUGCCAGUGGAUGAUUAACUUUAUAGCAAAGGUACACAUAAAGAGUUAUUUAUCUAGUUUGCAUGACAUGUAACCUUUGCCUGUUGCCUCUGAUGAUGUGCAUCUCAAAAAAACAAAACAUCAAAAAACAGUUAUAACUCAAUGCCAUAGAAUGUCAGCUCAGAUCUUUUGCCUCUAUAACCAUAAUAAUAAAAGCAUUUUAUGUCUACUAGUAUUAAA
Molecule: messenger RNA, 8440 nt
Organism: Eleginops maclovinus (Patagonian blennie)
Lineage: Eukaryota; Metazoa; Chordata; Actinopteri; Perciformes; Eleginopidae
Product: histone-lysine N-methyltransferase ASH1L-like
Exons: 14
Coding region: 550-6492 (1980 amino acids)
Biological process (GO): regulation of DNA-templated transcription
Cellular component (GO): nucleoplasm
Molecular function (GO): histone H3K4 methyltransferase activity
Source: RefSeq, a predicted model, not a curated record